This is a messenger RNA of Nicotiana attenuata, 1587 nucleotides long. RefSeq names its product photosystem II stability/assembly factor HCF136, chloroplastic. The transcript is spliced from 9 exons. Gene Ontology annotation, molecular function: protein binding. The record is from RefSeq and is a predicted model, not a curated record. Lineage: Eukaryota; Viridiplantae; Streptophyta; Magnoliopsida; Solanales; Solanaceae. The coding region runs from base 116 to 1321 and encodes 401 amino acids.
GGAAUACGUAUGCUUCAAACCUCCCGCGAAGCUGUUUGGAAAAAGCAACAGCAAUUCUCUUUCUUUCAUUCCUUCCAUUCGGAUAAGAGUGAGAGCACCAAACAUAACAAAAACAAUGGCAUGUUCUUGCUGGAACUCCAUUUUCACUCCUCUCAAACCUACUUCUAACACCAUUUCUUCUUCUUCUUCUUCUGCUGCUGCUUCGCCUCAUCAGCUUCCUCGGUUGGUACCAAGAGCAUCAGCUAGUAUUAACCGCAGGCAGUUAAUCGCUGAGACUGCUGCUGCCAUUGCACUACCGCCAUUGCUCGGAGCCGGAAUCUCACCUCUCCCCGCUAAAGCUGACGAGGUGCCUCUCUCUGAAUGGGAAAGAGUUUAUCUUCCUAUUGACCCUGGUGUCGUCCUUCUCGACAUUGCCUUUGUUCCCGAUGACCCCACUCACGGUUUUCUACUGGGGACCAGGCAAACUAUUUUGGAAACAAAGGAUGGAGGAAGUACUUGGGCAUCAAGAUCUAUAGCUUCUGCCGAAGAGGAAGAUUUCAAUUAUAGGUUUAAUUCUAUUAGCUUCAAAGGCAAGGAAGGGUGGAUUAUUGGAAAACCAGCAAUCUUGUUGUAUACUUCCGAUGCUGGUGAAACCUGGCAGCGGAUACCUUUGAGUUCUCAACUUCCUGGUGACAUGGUUUAUAUCAAGGCAACUGGAGAAAAAAGUGCAGAAAUGGUAACUGACGAAGGUGCAAUAUAUGUUACAUCGAACAAGGGAUACAACUGGAAGGCUGCUAUACAAGAAACUGUGUCCGCUACCCUUAAUAGAACAGUUUCUAGUGGCAUUAGUGGUGCCAGUUACUAUACAGGCACUUUCAGUACUGUUAAUCGCUCUCCUGAUGGACGUUAUGUAGCUGUUUCAAGCCGUGGUAACUUCUAUUUGACCUGGGAGCCAGGGCAGGCGUACUGGCAACCGCAUAACAGAGCUGUGGCUAGAAGAAUCCAAAACAUGGGCUGGAGGGCUGAUGGUGGUCUUUGGCUACUCGUGCGUGGUGGAGGGCUAUACCUCAGCAAGGGCACAGGGUUAUCGGAGGACUUUGAAGAAGUUUCUGUACAAAGCCGUGGUUUUGGCAUUCUUGAUGUCGGCUACCGCUCACAGGAUGAGGCAUGGGCUGCUGGUGGAAGUGGGAUUUUAUUGAAGACCAAAAAUGGCGGCAAGACAUGGAUUCGUGACAAAGCAGCUGAUAAUAUUGCUGCGAAUCUUUAUUCGGUGAAGUUUAUCAAUGACAACCAGGGAUUUGUACUGGGGAACGAUGGUGUUUUACUCAAGUAUCUUGGGUAGAUACAAUGAUAAAACCAAGGUUAGCGAAGAAGCAAUUUUGAAAGCAGAUACUUGAAACUGAAGAAGUGUAAUUUGAACUUUAUAUAUACUUGUUUAAUUCUUUGCUGAUGAUCACCAUAACAAAGGGAAGUGUUCAUAGGGUUUAGAUUAUCUUCUGAAUUGUAUUAUGAUAUACUGUACUUGUCAAACAAAUUAAACUUUGAGAAUCUUGGCUUUACAACUCAGAAAAUGUAAAGAUAGAAUGUCCUGAUCUUGUUCAAACUCAA